Messenger RNA from Teleopsis dalmanni, 341 nucleotides. RefSeq names its product long-chain-fatty-acid--CoA ligase 3-like. Gene Ontology annotation, biological process: long-chain fatty-acyl-CoA metabolic process; long-chain fatty acid metabolic process; neuron differentiation. Gene Ontology annotation, molecular function: palmitoyl-CoA ligase activity. Gene Ontology annotation, cellular component: endoplasmic reticulum; lipid droplet; plasma membrane. The transcript has 3 exons. Lineage: Eukaryota; Metazoa; Arthropoda; Insecta; Diptera; Diopsidae. Bases 63 to 341 code for a protein of 92 amino acids. The record is from RefSeq and is a predicted model, not a curated record.
UACUGAUUGGCUUUUUACCUUUGGCGCAUGUAUUUGAGCUUUUGGCAGAAAGUGUUUGCCUUAUGACUGGCGUACCAAUUGGUUAUUCCACACCAUUAACAUUAAUUGAUACAAGUAGUAAAAUUAUGCGUGGUAGUAAAGGAGAUGCCACCGUUUUGAAACCGACUUGCAUGACUUCAGUACCACUCAUUUUAGAUCGGAUAUCAAAAGGCAUUAACGAUAAAAUUAACUCUGGCUCAGCAUUCAAAAAGGCAUUGUUCAGAUUUCUGUAUCAGUACAAAUUAAAUUGGACUCAAAAAGGUUAUCUUACACCUUUAGUAGACAGGUUUGUUCCAAAAUAA